Wasmannia auropunctata (little fire ant) is the source of this 4335-nucleotide messenger RNA. RefSeq lists its product as uncharacterized. NCBI's taxonomy places the organism in Eukaryota, Metazoa, Arthropoda, Insecta, Hymenoptera, Formicidae. The coding region runs from base 236 to 4186 and encodes 1316 amino acids. The record is from RefSeq and is a predicted model, not a curated record. The transcript has 15 exons. Gene Ontology annotation, cellular component: cell periphery.
ACGCGGAGGGGGGGACCGAUGAGAGGCAAGAUCGAUCGAUCGGAUCGGAGAACCGACGAUCGAAUUCAUCUGUACUAUCCUGCCCGGUGUGGAAAAGAUUGGCGGUUAAUCGCGCCGGGGAAGAUGCGGACCGAAUCGGGAUAAAAGAAUUGCAAUAGACACGCGGAUCUGUUAUAUUUUCCGGGCACCGAUAUGUCUCGGUUAGGCCCUGGCAGUCAUCAAUGAAGAGGCGGACAUGAAUUGGACAGCUGAACGGUCAUCAUUGGGAUUAUUAUUAUUAUAUGGGAUCAUCCUUCUUCUGAGAUGCGGUACCACAAGAUCGAUGACAGACACGAAGGAGCCGAUACUAUUAAAAGUUGUCGCUCCUCCGUCCCACACGGCUUUGUCCGGCGACGUAACCGUUUUUAUCCUGGACUCGGCGGAAACGGAAUCUUCUACGGUACCCACAAGUACUAUGUCCACCAACGGCACAAAUGGCGUAAAGAGAAACGAGAAAGAAACAAUCGAUCCGAAGAGAGACGGAAUUAACGCGGGUCACGAACCGCUCGUGCUUAGAGUACUAUACGUCGAUGGCCUCACGUCGGAAUUGAUCGGUGAUUUCCCUCUGGAUACCUUGCCGCAUAAGGGUGAGAAUAUUUCUGUGAUAAUACCUUGUGGUUUCUUCUCGCGUGGCGGAAUUUAUACACUACGACUUCAGUACAAGUUCUCAACCGUGGCUGCCAGACACAACACUGCCAUUGCUGGACUGCCCGAAAUUGAGAUGAGCAGUGCCUUAGACGUAAAGUGGCCAACCCCUUCUCUGCUUUUGGAAUCCCAACACUUCGGUACAUAUCCUAGCCAGCCGGUAAUAGCUACUAUAAAGUACAAUGGAAUCUCGUGUGUACCUGCCAACGGCGUUCCGGUGGCAGCUUAUAUUUUGCAACUCAUAUAUUGCGGCACCACCGCGGCCGCCUGCGAUCCACAGAACAACGGCCGCAUGCAAGUGCUCUAUUACGAGGAAAUAAACGGCUUCACCUCGCCGAAGGUCGUCAAGUUGAAAUGUGAAUUUUUCGGACUGGCCGGAAAUUAUGCGCUCAGAUUAAAGGCCUCGGAUGUCAAUCCAUCCGCGCCGACGACCAGCGCGUACAUUAAGGUGGAAUGGUCCACCGAGUUUAGCUUCAACGUUCACGCGAGAUCGAUCUAUCCUUGCGAGGGAUCGACGGGCAUAUCGGUCCUCUUUCAGUAUCCCGCGUGUCGUCUUCAGGGUGAUCGCGUGCGCGUCUACGGCCGUCUACGGGCGGACGUGAGUUCCCUGGCGCCGCCGUCCGCCUUGCACUACGUGGCGGAAUUGAAGGCGGCGCCGGGCAAGCAUUCGCUGAACUUCGACUGCGAUAUCUUCACCGAGAAGUUCAUCGAAUACUGCUUCGUUUACGUGAGCCAGGCGAUCACCGGCGCGAUGGCGGAAGUGAAGCUCGCGUGUGUGCCGACCUUCCCGCUUCUGGAAAACGACGCGGCCGGUUGGGGUCCUUGGAGCGCGUGGAGCCCUUGCAGCAGCUCCUGCGUGGGUGGCGUUCGUAAUCGAUAUCGAUUUUGCGACACGCCACCCCCGAAAUACGGAGCGAAAUUCUGUCAGGGAAGAGCGGUCGAGACGGAAUCCUGCGGCGGCACCGGCAGGAUCGAUUUCCAGGAGGCGUGGAACACCGAGGGAUGGGAGUGCCGGCACGGAACGACAUUAGCGGCCGCGAGACCGGAAGUCACGGCUCAGAUCGGCUUACAGUGUCGGUGUGGUUGCAUUAUCAAUUUCGAGGAUAAAUCCCUGAACAAGAUACUGGCGGCAAAUACUCAAGCCUGUCCCGGUCGUUCCUUCUGGCUGCUGCAGGCAAAAUCGGAUCAUAUAAUCCGACUGCAUUUGGAUCAAACGCAGUUUCCCUGCCCGGGGCAAUAUUUCCGCGCUCGCGACGGUGAUUCGCUGAGCGCCGAGCUCUUGACGGAUAUCGCGUUUGACAAAAGCGCACCCACGACAGGAACGAUAGUCUCUUCAGGUCAAAGCUUGUUGCUCGAAUUCUUUAGCGACGAGCACACCGCCUCGGGGGAUUCCUGCGAGGGUGGUUUCUUGGGACACGCGAACACAUUUGAAAAACUAUAUGAAAACAAGACAUCGUCAUUGCUCCCUUCGGAAACGAAUUCUACUCUCACUGUUGAACAAUGGAUCUUCUGGGGCCCCGCGCAUCUGGCGACAGCAUCCCUUUUGAUACUCAUAUUCUUUAUAUCUAUUUUUCUAGCACUGCAAUUUGCACUGAAAUAUAGGAAGUACCAUAUUGCCGAGGAUUUGGAUACUCUGAGCGAGAAUUCCGGAUGUAGCGAUAUGAUGGUGGGCCGAGCGAAAUCGAUGUCGUCUACGACGUUAAUUUCGGAAGUCGCGUCUCUAGUGGGACUACCAAAGAAGUGCACCCCAAGACUGUCGAAACGCAAAUUAGCACCCUGCGCGGUGGAGGAUGGUUACGAUAGCUCGGAAACUUUGGCGGAAUACGAAGACGAAACCAGCCUGAGCUCGACUACCUUGAAGUUGCGAGAUAACGAGGAAAGCUGUGCGGAGAGGAGCGUGAUACCGAAUAAAUUGCACGCCGAUGAACCACCGGCGACGAUAUCUUCUAUUAUGGCAAUUGGUCAGCCGGAAGUAAAAUACGCCCAACCGGUCAAAUUACGAACUCUGGGAUCUAUCAGUUCCGCGGACAAGCUGACGUCGGGCAACACGACGAGAUGUCAAAGCACGGCGAGUAUUACCGAGAGCCCGAACAUUGCAAGACUUCAUUGUUACACAUCUAAUCCUUUGCAGCCUAAGAAUUCGUCGACGAGCAGCCCAUUGUCGGGCACGUCUACGUUACGCAGCGGUAAGGAGACGAAGGACCGUCGAAAUCGCGAGCGACUGCUGCAGGGACCGGGCUCGGAGUUCAGCCUGACAAAUCCGGAGACGGAUAUGGAGCUCGACUAUUACGAUUACAACGUCGCGAACGCCGGCGCCGCGCCGGGCUCGUACUUAGGUAUGGAUCCAGCUUUUCUCCUAUGGAUACCCCCGUUGUCGAUGUCCGAGGAUUCUCAAGAUCCGUCUGCGGAUCUUCCGGAUUGUUUUCAAGGCACGACGACGACGAGCUCGGCGUUGUACCUACUGCCGGAGAGCACCGAGGGCGCGACCCUGACCCCGGCCGAGUAUCGGCGUAUGCGACAACAGAUCGCGUCUGGCGUCGAGGAGACGAGACCGAGUCUCGAGCAGCAACGCCAGGACUCGACGUCGUCCUCGUCGUCGUCGAAGCACGACUCGUCGUCGGGUAGCGUGCUGUCCGAGGACAGUAGCAGCAGCAGCAGCGAGGGCAGAGCCGCCAGGCUGAACGAACGUCUGCUGCCGAUCCAUCGGAUCCUGGAGGACUCCAGGACGCGGGUCAGCGAGGAGUCUCUGUGCGGUCAGCUUGCGACCGACAGGACGCAAUGCAUCAUACCCAAUCGCCUUCACGGCACCAAGUCCGAUCUCGCCCAGGAGCAAAACGCCUCGAGAAUUAGCGGUCGGCAGGAUAGCCACGUGAACGUCGCCGAGAACAUCGUGGUGAAGUCGGAGGAUAAAUCGGUGAAAUCGAGGCAGACAUCCAAGAGGCAUUCCGAAGACGUGAUACCUCAUCAUAGUACCUCAAGGUCUUACGCGAGUCAAAAAACGAAGGAGGUUUCUCAGAACGACAAGAAGAAUCGUUGCUUGAAAAACGAGAGCACGUCCAAGUUCUCCAGUAAGUCGACGAGCUCGAAGACUCAGGGAUCACACGUGGACGGCAAGGACAGGGGUCUUCAGAGUGCCAAGGACGAUCCCAGAUCGGACAUCGUUCUGGCAAAUCUGAAUGUGACGAGCGGCAAGUACCGAGCGGACUUCACGCAAUUCACGCAACCACGCGAGACCAAUAAACUCUCGGAUUGCACCAAUAUUCCGAUGAUCGAGUUCUCGGGGCCGCGACUGAACUCGCCGGCGACAGCGCGGAGGCUAACGACGGACAACCUGAACAUCAGUCUGUCUAAGAGGGAGAUUCAGAGCCCGGAUUACGGGGUCGAGAGCGACAUGAAGACGGAAUCGCGCGACUCCUUCUACGAUCUAAUCCGCGAGAACGAGGACGGCAUCAAGUUCGCGGACGACGACGACGAGUAUAUCGAUAACAGAGCAAAUCUGUGAAAUCUAUGUUGUAACUGCUACACCAGAGCGCAAUAAAGAUUAUUGCUAUUUUAUACGGUUGAGGAUGUUGUGUCGGUGCGGCGAUUUUUUUGAAAUAAUCUGACGGGACACGUUUUGACACGUUAAAUGUUGUGUAUAUUUAGCGAUCA